AGUUGAUCUCCACAUUCACACACACACACUACUGUACUCGUCCUGCGCCGUCGGCUCACACGCGUGACAACGUCUGCUUUGGAUUUAGAUGGGAUGAGGCUCACACUGAGGACAUGUAGUCAAGGAAUCACGGGACGUUUGGAGAACACUGUUUGAUUCGAUUGUCUUGAAGACGUUGCUGAGCGAGCAGGAGGUCUUUCUGAUGAACCUCGAGAAUUCGGGAAGUUUCCACGGUGCCGUGAGGCAGCUGGACAUGGAGCCUAAGGUCAACAAGCUCACGUUCGGCUUCCAGCGGAGCUCCACCUCAGAUGACGACUCGGGCUGUGCCUUGGAGGAAUAUGCUUGGGUGCCACCAGGACUUCGACCAGAGCAGGUCCAGCUCUACUUCUCUUGCCUACCUGAGGACAAAGUCCCUUAUGUGAACAGCCCCGGGGAGAAAUACCGCAUCAAGCAGCUCCUGUACCAGCUACCUCCUCAUGACAAUGAGGUGCGAUACUGCCAGUCUCUCAGUGAAGAAGAGAAGAAGGAGCUUCACAUGUUUAGCGUGCAGAGAAAGAAAGAGGCCCUCGGGCGAGGAACUCUAAGACUGCUGCCAAGGACGAUGCUUCAUGCCAUGUGUGAACACUGUGGAGAGAACGUCAGUGGAGGGGAGAUGGUGGUGUUCGCUUCACGAGCGGGACCUAGUCAGUGUUGGCACCCAUCGUGCUUCACAUGUUCCACCUGCAAUGAGCUCCUGGUUGAUCUCAUUUACUUCUACCAGGAUGGGAAGGUCCACUGUGGACGGCAUCAUGCUGAAUUGCUAAAGCCACGCUGUUCCUCCUGUGAUGAGAUUAUUUUUGCGGACGAGUGCACAGAGGCAGAGGGUCGUCACUGGCAUAUGAAGCACUUUUCCUGCUUUGAAUGCGAGACCAUCCUGGGUGGUCAACGGUACAUCAUGAAGGAUGGUCGGCCCUUCUGCUGCGGUUGCUUUGAGUCUCUGCACGCGGAAUACUGUGAGGCCUGCGCCGAACACAUUGGGGUGGACCAUGCCCAAAUGACGUAUGAUGGCCUUCACUGGCACGCCACAGAUGCUUGUUUUAGCUGUGCUCAGUGCAAGAGCUCCUUGCUUGGUUGUCCCUUUUUACCCAGACAAGGCAGGAUCUACUGUUCCAAGACCUGCAGUCUAGGGGAGGACGUCCACGCCUCGGAUUCUUCCGAUUCUGCCUUCCAGUCCGCAAGAUCUCGGGAAUCACGGCGCAGUGUGAAGAUGGGACAAAGCAGCCGCUCCGCAGACCAAUGUCGACAGUCUCUUCUCUUUUCACCUGCAGGCAAUUACAAGUUCCCCGGACUCUCAGGAAACGCUGACGACACCUUGUCCAACAAGCUGUCACAGCUAAGCUUUGCAGACAACCACUUCUGGAGGAACAGGGAGGAGCAGGAAGAUCCCGAGGACCACGAGGAAUGGGCCGAGCAUGAGGACUACAUGACCCAGCUCCUUCUCAAGUUUGGUGAACAUGGAAUGUUCCAGCAGCCGGAGGACACUAGGCCAAACAACCUCUGGAUGACUGACUCUGAUGCCAAAAACAAGGCUGAGACAAGGAUGCCAGGCAGUGGUGGGAAUGGCAGUCUGGCCAGUAAAAAGUACAAGGCAGACAUGUACUGGGCACAGUCCCAGGAUGGACUAGGUGACUCUGCGUAUGGGAGUCACCCUGGACCUGCAAGCAGCAGAAAGCUCCAGGAGCUCGAUUUGGAGCAUGGAGCCAGCUUUAAGCUUGAAGACAAACAGUGGUUUAAUGACUCAUUGGAAUGCAUCACAGAUGAACUUAAACAAGCAGAGCAGAACAUCAGAGACUCGAUGGACUCCUUGGCGCUCUCCAACAUCACAGGCGCUUCAGUUGAUGGGGAUAUAAAAGAGAAACAGUUGCUCUACUCGUUACAACAGUUCUCUGAGCUUGAACACUGUGAGAACACCAGCAACAUGGGGACGCUGAAUUCAUCAGUGCUGCACAGAAGCACAAACUCCCUGAAGAGCCUGACCUCCGAGCUUGAGCGUGUGGCGGUCAUUGAAGAGGAGGACCAGGAGCAGGUGGUCCCGCUCCCGGAGGAGAGGCCCAAACCACCUCACUUAUCUGUCUUAAGAAGGUCCAAGUCCCAGUCCAAACCUCAGCAGGUAAAGUUCUCAGAUGAUGUUAUAGAUAACGGACGAUAUGAUGGCCUGGAGGUGCGGCAGCCUCCCAUGAGUGAACGUACUCGCAGACGAGCAUACCACUUCGAUGAGCAAGAUCAGCAGCGCCACCGGCAUCACCACAGGCGAAGGAGUCGUAAGUCUCGUUCGGACAAUGCACUUCACUUGUUGCCCAAAGAAAAGGCCCGUAUGUGCUUUAAGGAGGACCGCCGCCAGCACGAGCCGGGUCCGAACGCUCACUACAGACAGCCUCCCUAUGCCCACGCUGACUCUGAAUACGGUUUGCAAAGCCAGGGGGCAGAGAGAUUUUUACGUCUUUGUGGGGACGAAGAUGACUGGUGCUCUACCUGUUCGUCUUCAUCAUCUGAAUCAGAGGAGGAAGGCUUUUUCCUGGGCCAGCCUAUUCCACAACCAAGACAACCUCGGUACCAAUAUUACGCUGAUGAACUUCCCAUUGGCACAAGGACAAAGUCCAAACAGAAGAGAGGACGAAAGGACAAAAACUGUAUAAUUUCAUAGAAUUGGCAAGGAAGUUUGAAACAGUUGAUCUGCAUCUUAAUACGUCUUUUAUCAAAUGCCGUUAUGGAACUUGCUUUAAGCUUU
Messenger RNA from Rhinichthys klamathensis goyatoka, 2767 nucleotides. It is a transcript of the gene prickle1a, whose product is annotated as prickle homolog 1a. The record is from RefSeq and is a predicted model, not a curated record. Gene Ontology annotation, molecular function: zinc ion binding. NCBI's taxonomy places the organism in Eukaryota, Metazoa, Chordata, Actinopteri, Cypriniformes, Leuciscidae. Bases 203 to 2683 code for a protein of 826 amino acids. The transcript has 8 exons.